AUGGUUGCCUCGAUCAAAACAAGGCCUCCUAGGCUGGAGAUUGAAGACUUGGAGAUUCAAGAAUCAGAUCCCAGGUACGCCGCUGCGGUCAGAUGUGUUCGAAUAUACUGGAAACAAGCGACACGCUUGACCUGCGCACAACGCACAAGAUUUCUAGGAUUUUUGAAAACGGGAGGCGAGGUGGACUACUUGUCAAAGACUUCGGUGACUUCACACAUUCUGUAUACGAACGCCCGCAAUUACCAGGGCAAAAUUCCGACAGAGGAUAUCCGCUGGUCUGACUACAUGUUUCUCUUAUCAUUAUAUGGAAAUUUGCCCGCGGACUUUGUCACAGCUGUAACAGAAAGAUAUUACAGCGCCAACAUUUUGGACUUUACAGAGGAAUAUCGAAGCUACUAUCCAGAACCAACACCACGCAGCCAGGAGAUCACCACAGAGUCCAUUAAAACUAGGCAGCCGAUCAACAUCGACCUUACGCAGAACAACGAGAUCUCGAACAAGAAACCAAAUGCUUCGCGUGAUUGGAAGAAGGACAGCGGUGAAUCAAUCGCACCUCGCCAUAAAGAGAAUGCUACGCAUGCUCAGAAGAUAAAGGCCGUCUUUAAACUCAUACCACGACAACACAUUGCGAUUAUAACACAGAAGGAUGAUGAAGUAGGAGCCUCAACCAGCCAGCAACAAGACAAUAUACCUCAUCGACAUAAGAAUGUCGUUAUGCCGACCACAAUUAAUGGCCAGCAGCAAGAUACCAUACCUGCACAGGAGAAUGGCGAUGAGACAUCAGCUUCAACAAGCCAGAACGAGAAUACUACAGCUGCAGGAACUCAGCUUCCCCCAGAGGCACCAGCAAAUGCGGAGCCUGUGGUACCAGAGACAUGGAACAUUGACAAUAUUGUUGGCAUCUUAUCUCUACAGAACAAGAAGAGACUAUGCCCCGCGCCUGAAAGUUCUUCGAAACGUGCGAAGUUGGAUGGCAAUGAAAUAUUGGAAAAGGUCAAUGAGCGGGCCGAAAACAUCCAGCAAGCUAUGGACAAGUUACAAUGCAACCACGAUAGCAAGCUUCAGGAAGUGCGCGAAGCUGUCGAACAGAAUAAGCAGGCUCUCGAAGACAUGCGAAGUGAAUUACGCAAGUUCAUGUCGGCGGUUGCAACAACUCUCCGAAAUAUCCAAGAGCGUCUAGAGGAGUGA
Trichoderma harzianum CBS 226.95 is the source of this 1188-nucleotide messenger RNA. RefSeq lists its product as hypothetical. The coding region runs from base 1 to 1188 and encodes 395 amino acids. The record is from RefSeq and is a predicted model, not a curated record. Lineage: Eukaryota; Fungi; Ascomycota; Sordariomycetes; Hypocreales; Hypocreaceae. The transcript has a single exon.